Messenger RNA from Camelina sativa (false flax), 2158 nucleotides. The record is from RefSeq and is a predicted model, not a curated record. Lineage: Eukaryota; Viridiplantae; Streptophyta; Magnoliopsida; Brassicales; Brassicaceae.
CCACGAAAUUGACAUAUUUUUUCUGUUUCUCAUAUUCUUCUCCACGUUGUUAUCGUUGAUUUUGUUAACACGAUAAUGUCACAUGACUUUUUUCAAUUUUUUUUGUUUGUUUGUGAUUUUUUUUAACAGGAUAUGGUAACGAAACUAGAUGAAUCCUAUGAAGAACCAUCGCAGGAAAAUAAGCAGAAUAAUCCAUCGUUCGUGUCACUUCCUGAUGAAAUCAUCUUGAACUGUUUAGCCCGCAUAUCGAGAUCGUACUACCCGAGACUCUCCCUAGUAUGCAAGACCUUUCGCUCUCUCAUUGUGUCCCGUGAUCUCAAUUUGACGCGAUAUGAACUUAAAACACACGAAACAGUAGUUUAUGUGUACUUACAGUUUCCCAACAGUCAUCAUCCAUCCUUGUUCACCCUCUGGAUAAAACCUGGCAAAAUCCUAAAUAACCAACUCGAGGAGAAGGAGAGGUUGUCUACCGGAGAUGUUCGGUUGGUACAAACACCUUCUUCAUAUGUUUCGUGUAUACCAAUCUUCUCCGUUUCGGUUGGUUCAGAAAGGUACGGACUCCGCCAAAGCGAUGAUCCGUCUUCCAUCAUAUAUAUCCUUAGUAAGGGUAUAUAUGGUUACUUAUGGCGUGAAGCCACCAACAUGACUGUAGCUCGAGCGAAACCUCUUGCAUGUGACCUCAAUGGGAAAUUAUAUGUAAUGGGAGGCUGCGUCGGUAAAAAAUCUACGAAUUCGGGUGAAGUUUUCGAUCCCAAGACUCAAAGUUGGGAAGCUUUACCUGUCCCUAGCCCCGAGCUACGUUUUUCUUCAAUUAGAACAAUAGAGGCAAUCGAAGGAAAGCUUUACGUUAGAAGCAAUGAGAAGAAAGACUCUGUUUAUGAUCCAGAAACAGGUGAAUGGAAGGUUGCCCCAAAAUUACUCUUUUUGGAGUGUGCGAUAGAUAAUGUAUGGUAUCGUUGUGAUCGAAACCUGCGCUGCUCGUGGUAUGACACAAAUCGAGAAGAAUGGAGAGAUGUCAGAGGGUUAGCAAUGUUGAAUAAGUAUGGUAAUAUUACUGGUAUGCCUGAAAUAGCUAACUACGGUGGAAAACUCUUAAUUUUAUGGGACAAGAUUUCGUUUAGUCAGCUUGGAUACUCAUACAAGCACAUUUGGUGUGCGAUGAUUGCGCUGGAAAGACGUGAUGGAACUACAGUUGACGAGGUUUGGGGAAACAUUGAGUGGGCUAAUAUAGUGCAUACGGUUCCCAGCUCAUGUGUUUUCUUGCGUAGUGUACUAAAAAGGGUUUGAUCAAAAUAUAAUCAUGUUUUUUUCUGUUUUGACCAUCACUUAUAACUUUCUUUAAAAUAAUUCUUUUAGUGCAUCAUUAUUAUUAGAUGAUUGAUUCAGUCGGUUUCCUUAGAUGAAUGAAACAGAAAAAAUUAACCUAAAGCGUUUUUUAAGCUCCUUAAGGUUUACAAGACGUCUCUACCGCUAUGAAUCCAUCGUUUUUGUCACUUCCUGAAGAAAUCAUAUUGACCUGUUUAGCCCGCAUACCUUUAGAUCUUACUACCCAAAACUCUCCCAAGACCUUUCGAUCUCUCAUCGUAUCAAAAGAGCUCAACGAUGCGCGAUCGGACCUUAAAAAAAAAAGACACCGUGUUUCAAGUCUGUUUACAGUCCCCCCAAUGAUCCUUGUCACGCUUGAUACACUCUCUGGAUAAAACCUGGUCAAACCCUAACCAACCAACUCGAGGAGGAGGAGGAGGAGGAGGAGACGACGACGUCUACCAGAAAUAUUAGGUAGACCUUUCUCUCUCUCUCUCUCUCUCUCUCGGAAAAUUCAAGAGCAGCAAUAAGACAGCGGUUUUAGCAAAUCGAAUCCAAAUUGAUUCAGCAUUGUCGAAUUGCUGCUCUUGAAUUUUCCGAACCCCAUUGGCGUGGGAUAGAUGAACAGACGAGAGUCUAGCGUUUUUAAGGCAAGCUGAAUAUUAGCAAAAAGUUUAGUUAGAUCACUCCAUAUUUUGGGAUUUUGAGAAUGUAUGGUUAGAUCAUCGGUUUCAUCCAGCCAGACAUUCUCAAAAAUCCCAGAAUAUGGUCACUCCAUAUUUUUUAAUCAUUUGAGGAGAAGGGGACUUGGAACCAGAUGCGCCGUCCAUUUCAGGAGAGAAAAAAAAAAAAA